Molecule: messenger RNA, 1974 nt
Organism: Homalodisca vitripennis (glassy-winged sharpshooter)
Lineage: Eukaryota; Metazoa; Arthropoda; Insecta; Hemiptera; Cicadellidae
Exons: 1
Coding region: 1-1974 (657 amino acids)
Biological process (GO): DNA replication
Molecular function (GO): DNA binding; nucleotide binding; DNA-directed DNA polymerase activity
Source: RefSeq, a predicted model, not a curated record
AUGCACAGGACUUGGCUCUGCAAGCGCUGCUUACUACACUUUGGCACGGAAGAUCUUCUAACCAAACACAAAGAAGACUGCAGCGAACACGAGGCUGUGAAAAUACUGACACCGAAAGAAGGCUCUACCGUACAGUUCAAGGACUUCAAACACUCUAUGAGAGUACCGUUCGUGGCUUACGCUGACUUUGAGUGUAUGCUGACUCCCGUAGCCAGCAGCAGCUGGGAUCCCGAUGCACAAAGUUCUUACACCGAAAAGUAUCAGAAACACGAAGCUGUAAGUUUCUCGUACUACUUCGUGUACUCUGACGGUGAUUACAAACCGCCCACUACGUAUUUCGGACCGGACGCUGCGCAAGUGUUCGUGGAAAGCAUCAUGAACGAUGCCAGGGAAAUAUUCCAACUUUACUCAAGAGCUGCUGCUCUACCGAUGGAGCUGACUCAAGACGAUUUACACGCAAUAGCCAACGCUCGGCAGUGUCACAUCUGUGGCAAGUCUUUCAACGAUCCCGAUGAUUACAAAGUUCGCGAUCACGACCAUCUGACGGGGAAAUUCAGAGGUAUGGCUCACAACUCGUGUAACCUCAACUUCAAGAAACCGCAUUUCCUGCCAGUGUUUGUUCACAACCUGAGCGGAUACGACACCCACCUGUUUAUCAAGAUGUUUGGGCUCAACAACGAGACCAUCAAAGUUAUUCCAAACAACGAGGAACGUUACAUCUCCUACACCAUCGAGGUUGAGCGUGGAGUGAAGCUACGGUUCCUGGACUCGUUGAGGUUCAUGGCAAGCAGUCUAGACAAGUUGGCUAAGAACCUGUCUCCCGAUCAAUUUAAAAACAUUUCCAAAUUCUAUGACGGAGAGAAACUUGAAUUGUUACUUAAAAAGGAUGUCUAUCCCUACGACUAUAUGGACGGUAUGGAGAAGUUUGAACGUUCGUCCCUGCCCGCGCAGAACGACUUUUACAACAAGCUGAACGAUGCUCACGUAAAGCCCGAAGACUACCAACAUGCGGUCAACGUUUGGAAUACGUUCAACAUACAGAACAUGAAAGACUACACACUGUUGUACAACCAAACGGACGUGCUCUUGCUGGCGGACAUUAUGGAGAACUUCCGCGACGUUUGCAUGCAGACGUACCAGCUCGACCCUGCUUGGUACUACACGGCUCCCGGACUCGCGUGGAGUGCGAUGCUCAAGACCACCGGCAUAAAACUCGACCUUCUCAGUGACUACAACAUGAUCCUGAUGAUCGGCAAGGGCAUUCGUGGCGGAGUGUCACAGUGCUCUAACCGGUACGCCGCAGCAAACAACCCUUAUAUGGAAGAUUUCGAUGAGGACCAGCCGACUUCCUACCUGACGUACUUGGACGCCAAUAAUCUGUACGGCUGGGCCAUGAGUCAGUACAUGCCGUAUAAGAACUUCAAGUGGUGCAAAACCGACAUUGACGUUACAAAAGUUCCGGAUGACGCACCAACUGGCUACAUUCUGGAAGUCGACUUGGUGUAUCCCAAUAAUUUGCACGACUUGCACUCUGACUUGCCUCUUGCACCGGAACGUCGAGUACCGCCGGGAUCGAAAGAAGAAAAGUUACUCACCGCACUGCUAGAGAAGGAAAAAUAUGUUGUCCACUACCGGAAUCUAAAACAGUAUCUAUCGCUCGGCAUGAAACUUAAGAAAGUCCACAGAGUUAUAAGCUUCAGUCAAUCAGCCUGGCUCAAGCCCUACAUCGACUUGAACACUGAGAUGCGUACGCAAGCCAGGAACGAGUUUGAGAAAGAUUUCUUCAAGCUCAUGAAUAACAGCGUUUUCGGUAAGACAAUGGAGAACAUCCGGAACAGAGUGGACAUCCGACUAGCCACAAAAGACGAACAAGUCGACAAGUGGACUGCUCAACCAAACUUUAAGAGCAGGACGAUAUUUACCGAACAGUUGGCAGCCGUUUCACAUGUCAAAAACGAAAUUGAUGUUCAAUAA